Molecule: messenger RNA, 1148 nt
Organism: Mauremys reevesii (Reeves's turtle)
Lineage: Eukaryota; Metazoa; Chordata; Testudines; Geoemydidae
Product: protein maestro-like
Exons: 5
Coding region: 606-1121 (171 amino acids)
Cellular component (GO): cytoplasm
Source: RefSeq, a predicted model, not a curated record
CUGAUGGAUUCCAGCACCUACGCAGUGUCUGUGCCAGCCCCGAGGAGGGGGAAGUCUCCUGCUUGGAUCCUUGUUAUCCAGGGACUCUGGACGCCUUCGAAGGACAGAAGGGCCAUGGUGACCCACCCAAAGCAGGCCCUGAGGAGCAUCCCGUGGCUCCUCCUUCCCAGCCUCCAGGCCAGCCAGGAGGGCGAACGCAUGGCCUGCACUGUCCUGUUGGCGGAGGUGAGCUUGGAGGACCGGGGGGAGCGUUAAUAAGGCCCAGAAGCUGAUGGACCAGGAGGCCAAUAGCUGGUGAGCCAAUGAGAGAUGGUCCUGGUGGUGUAUUGCUUGUAAAUUAGUCCCUCUGCUGGGGGCUCUGUGGUGGGGUUUGGGAGCACCCCACUGGAACCAGAGGGAGCGCUCUGCCCUGCUCGUGUCACUUCUGUUAAGCUCAGCUGAAGCCAGCCUCUCGUGAACAGCAGUCAGUAUGGAUCUAAGUCACCCGCUGGCCCCUGAUCAUAAUCCCUUCCUCUUCCUCCGGCCAGGCUAGGACCCACUGGCCUCGCCCAGCCCUCUCUGACAGCUCCUUUCGGUCCCUUUAGUUCCUCGGCAGCCCCCUGCUGAUGGAGAAGGAGCCCGAGGCCAUGCGGAAGCAGGUUGUGAAGGCCAUGCUGCUGCGGACAGAGGACAGCAACAUCCACAUUCGAGGCAGAGCGCUGCACGGCCUCAGGAACGCAGUGACCGAGUUCCCGAACAAGAUAAGGAAGAAACAAGACCAGAUCCUGGGGAGCUUUGUCUGCGCCGUGUGCGAAUGCUGCGACCCCCGCGCUGUUGUGGAUGCCAUGGAAGGGCUCUGCUGGAUGCUGCGGGACCCCAAGGCAUCUCUGAAGGCGCACGUCGCCGUCCUGCUGGCCCUGCAGGCGAGAAUGUUCUUUGAGGAUGAGAACAGCGGCCUGAGGCGGGCCUCCAUGGAGCUCUUUGGCCAUCUCAGCAAAUUUGUUUGCAAGAAGUCGUCCCUCCUUAGGGCUGAGGUGGAGGAGAGAAUGGGGAUGCUGCUCAUCCAUCUACAGGAUGGGGAUCCCCAGGUGGCCCAGGCAUGCAGGGUGGCGGAGCCAGCUGGCUGCAUCCCCACUUCCUGAGUGAAGCCUGCAGGACCCUGGUGAGUG